UAGUCUCGAACUUACGAAGAAAUUGGGGUAUCAUUUACUGGUAAUAUAUGAGAUAGUGAACCUAUUUUUGGCCUACUGUGACAUGAUCUCUUGCACUCCUCAGCACAAUCGAUAGUAAGCUAAGACCCCCCCCAAUAUGACAGACACGUUGUUCUCGCUCAAGGGCGAGAAAGCUCUUAUCACUGGUGGCACGAGGGGUAUUGGACGGGCUGUAGCUGUUGGGCUUGCUGAGGCGGGCGCGGAUAUAAUCUUAGUUCAACGGUCCACAGCAUCGACAGAGACCAAGGAUGCCGUCGAAGCCGUUGGUCGUAAAGCCCAUAUCUACACAGCGGAUCUCGCAAACGCAGAAGACGUAGCAGGCCUGGUCCCUCGGAUCCUAGCGGACGGACAUACGAUACGGAUCUUGGUAAACUGCGCGGGUAUUCAGAUUCGCCAUGCACCUGAAGUCUUCCCCGACGCCGACUACCGCGCAGUAAUGGGCGUAAACGCGGAUACCGUAUUCACAUUAACACGCGACGCGGGCGCACAUAUGCUAGGUCUCGAACCCUCUCCAGUUACGGGCCGCCGCGGCAGUAUAAUUAACUUCGCAAGCCUGCUCUCGUUCCAAGGCGGGCUGAAUGUACCCGCAUACGCAGCAAGUAAAGGCGCCGUAACACAGAUGACCAAGGCUUUUGCGAAUUCGUGGACGGAGAAGGGUAUUAAUGUUAACGCUGUGGCACCUGGGUAUAUCGCGACGGAUAUGAAUACGGCGCUGAUAAAUGACCAAGAGAGAGCGGCAAGUAUUAGCGCAAGGAUCCCGGCCGGGCGUUGGGGAGAUCCGGAAGACUUCAAGGGAAGCGCUGUGUUUCUAGCUGGCAAGGCGAGCGCGUAUGUGAGUGGGCAUACACUGGUUGUUGAUGGCGGAUGGAUGGGUCGGUAGAGAAGGGAGUGACGCAUAGUAAGAGAAUGCUUAAUGGGUUGCCAUAAUAUAUUUUAUUCUUUUACAAGAGGUGGUUAUAGUAUCAUAGCAGUCAUAAAUAUUGAACAGCUCUAGAACGCCCGCAUCCAAAAUGAACCAUCCAACAGCGCAAAAUACAAAUAAUAUAACAUCACUUCGCAGAAGCCAUCACUUGUUCCAUCCAGGGAUAUACCGAAGAAUUCGCCAUAGGAUAUCCCAUAUGCAAA
Molecule: messenger RNA, 1164 nt
Organism: Daldinia decipiens
Lineage: Eukaryota; Fungi; Ascomycota; Sordariomycetes; Xylariales; Hypoxylaceae
Product: NAD(P)-binding protein
Exons: 2
Coding region: 137-919 (260 amino acids)
Molecular function (GO): oxidoreductase activity, acting on the CH-OH group of donors, NAD or NADP as acceptor
Source: RefSeq, a predicted model, not a curated record